Ochotona princeps (American pika) is the source of this 2449-nucleotide messenger RNA. It is a transcript of the gene ORC2, whose product is annotated as origin recognition complex subunit 2. The record is from RefSeq and is a predicted model, not a curated record. Gene Ontology annotation, cellular component: nuclear origin of replication recognition complex; nucleus. Gene Ontology annotation, biological process: DNA replication. NCBI's taxonomy places the organism in Eukaryota, Metazoa, Chordata, Mammalia, Lagomorpha, Ochotonidae. The coding region runs from base 222 to 1952 and encodes 576 amino acids. The transcript has 18 exons. Gene Ontology annotation, molecular function: DNA replication origin binding.
UUAUGGAACGAGCUUGUCUCUGUGGAGGCCAAAGGCGUCUUCCCGAAGCCACGACUCCCUGGGGCGGCGUCUGGUAGGGAGAGGUUGCUGGAGCCGUGCGCGGCGCAGACCUAGUAGUGUGUUGUGGGGCGCUGGGAUCUGGCCUGCCUUGUCUGCCCAGCUCCGGGCUGUGAGGACUGAAUUUUUCAGCUACAGAAUGUAUAGUUCUUUAAAAGGUUGUGAUGAAUAAACUGGAAUUAAAAGAAGAUAAGAUGCUGAAAGUUCAGUUUGUGGGAGAUGAUGAUGUUCUUAAUCACAUUCUUGACAGAGAAGGAGGAACUAAGUUAAAGAAGGAGCGAGUUCAGCUAUUGGUGAAUACAAAAAAAAUAAUAAAGAAGUCCGAAUGUGAAUUGGAAGAAGAUGACCAGGAAGUCUUAAAAGAUGAGGACUAUGUGGAAGUUUUGGGAACAAAUGUUCAAGAUUCCUUGAAAAAUGGCUCUGCUACAGAGGGUGGAAAUAAAGUUUAUUCUUUUCAGAAUAGAAAAAAACCAGAAAAAAUGUCUAAAUUAGCUUCAGAGCUAGCAAACACACCAAGAAAAAAUGUUUCAUUGGAUGUGAAGAAUGGGCCUGAAAUUAUGAUAAACAUUCCUCAAAGUAGCAAAGGACAUUCUGAUUCAGAAAAAGUUCAGUUGAAGAACAAUGACAAAAGUGAAUACAUAUCAACAACACCUCAUCGCCUAAGAAAAAGAUUAAUUGUUAGGUCUCAUUCUGAGAGUGAAAGUGAAUAUUCUGCUUCCAACUCAGAGGAUGAUGAAGAGGUUGCCCAGGAAUCUGAAGAAGACACUAAGACAUUUGUAGGCAGCCAAAAGAGUGAAGCACAGAAUAGAAUAGUUUCAGCUUCUAUUUGCAAAGAAACGGCUUCUAAGAAAAUGAAAAGAGAGAAGACAAGUGACUUGGUAGAAGAAUAUUUUGAAGCUCACAGUAGUUCAAAAGUUUUAACCUCUGAUAGAACACUGCAGAAGCUAAAGAGAGAUAAACUCGAUCAGCAAAGUUUGCGUCAAUUAUUGAGCAAGGUUCCUCCUUCCUUUUCUGCUGAACUUAAACAAUUAAAUCAACAAUAUGAAAAUCUAUUUCAUAAAUGGAUGCUACAGUUACACCUUGGAUUCAACAUUGUCCUUUAUGGUUUGGGUUCCAAGAGAGAUUUACUAGAAAGGUUUCGAACCACCAUGCUGCAAGAUUCUAUUCAUGUUGUCAUCAAUGGCUUCUUUCCCGGAAUCACUGUGAAAUCAGUCCUGAAUUCUAUCACAGAAGAAGUUCUUGACUAUGUGGGAACUUUCCGAAGUGUGUUGGAUCAACUAGACUGGAUAAUAAACAGAUUUAAAGAAGAUUCUUCUUUAGAACUUUUCCUUCUCAUCCACAAUUUGGAUAGCCAAAUGUUGAGAGGAGACAAGAGCCAGCAAAUUAUUGGACAGCUCUCAUCUCUGCAUAAUGUAUACUUGAUAGCGUCUAUUGAUCAUCUCAAUGCUCCUCUCAUGUGGGAUCACGCAAAGCAGAGUCUUUACAACUGGCUCUGGUAUGAAGCUACUACAUACAGCCCCUACACUGAAGAAACCUCCUAUGAGAACUCUCUUCUGGUUAAGCAGUCAGGAUCCUUGCCACUUAGCUCUCUGACCCAUGUCUUACGAAGUCUCACCCCUAACGCAAGGGGGAUUUUCAGGCUGCUGAUAAAGUAUCAACUCGAUAACCAGGAUAACCCAUCUUACAUUGGACUAUCCUUUCAAGAUUUUUACCAGCAGUGUCGGGAAGCAUUCCUCGUCAAUAGUGAUCUGACACUGCGGGCUCAGUUAACUGAAUUUAGGGACCACAAGCUCAUACGGACAAAGAAGGGAACUGAUGGAGUUGAGUAUUUACUAAUUCCUGUUAACAGUGGAACAUUGACAGACUUCUUAGAAAAGGAGGAAGAAGAGGUUUGAAGCCAUCCUUUACUCUUGAGCCUUCCCUGGAAGGGUUGCUCUACCCCAGUAGCCACUCCUCUGGUAGAAAGUGUUCAUCCACUCUUAUUUUUCCAGCAAACAAGAUGAAUUGAGAGGGGAGACAUCACCAAUUAGAAUUUCUGAUUAGCCUGGCUGCGCUAGCAUGCCUCACACUAUGCACUGGUCCUCCAGUUGGAGAAAAUGUGCCUUUCACUCAUUACCUCUGGAUUCUUCUUGUGGGAAUGUACAGUGUGCUCAGGGACUAUUUGGGACUGGAUGUUUUUUGAAAAUUUUUGUACUAAAGAUAAUAUUUGUGAUUCUUCGGAGGCUUUUUAUUAUUCUCCGAGCUGACUGAUUAUUUGCAAGUGUGCUGGUUCCAGAGUGUACAAGUACAGAGAUACAGGUGUCAGGUCAGUCUGCUGUCUGCUGUACUGUGUCAGAACCACUGGCUGUAAUGGAAAGUGACAGGGCCUGGCUGCCUGCUUCUGAAAUGACUU